GGGUGGGGAGAGCUUAGGUUAUCUCCUCCACUCACUGUACAUCCAUAUCCAAUAGAAAAAAAUAAAAAUAAAAAAGCUCCUUCCAGAAAAAGUAACUGUUUGUUUUGUUAGCUAGCCUUCUCGGAAUGUUUAUUACUACGUCUGAUGUUCAUUAAAGUUUCCUAGACGCAUUCAUUCCAUUGCCGUUGAUUCUCAAUUUUCUUGCAUUAUUCUAGUGGAGUCUCCGUUCUUGACGAAUCAUUCCCACCAUUCACCAACACAAGACAACAUCAUUAGCACAAACCACUAGCUUGCAACGCCUGCACAAAAAACCCUUGUUAACCUCCCCACUUAGCCUCGGAGAUUUCAUCAAGGAAAAAACCAAACUUUCAUGAAUGAUGAUUGCAUACUCUCUCUACCUUUUCCCCACACCUUUUUCCCUUCUUCUUUUUAUCCCUAGCUAAGACGCAUAUCAUUGUUGAAUAAAAAUGAUGGGUGUGGUUCUGUUUUUCCAACAACCUGCUAAUUACUAGGCUCUUAUCAUUUCUCUUUACUGUUGGUAACAAAUGGGUGAACAUUGCUCACCACCAAAUGAGCUAUGAUUCCAUAAAUGUUCCUAUAGCAAUUGCCACCUUCCUCUGAAAGGGCCCAUCAUUUCCUUUUGCAAUUUGUGUUUAGCGAGAUAAUUUGAGUGACUAUGGAGUCGAUGGAGUCGUGCGUGCCGCCAGGGUUUCGGUUCCAUCCGACUGAUGAGGAGCUUGUCGGCUACUACCUGAGGAAGAAGGUAGCCUCGCAGAAGAUCGACCUCGACGUUAUUAGAGACAUCGAUCUGUACAGAAUCGAGCCAUGGGAUCUGCAAGAGAGAUGCAGGAUUGGGUAUGAAGAGCAAAACGAGUGGUACUUCUUUAGCCAUAAAGACAAGAAAUACCCAACAGGAACGAGGACCAACAGAGCCACCAUUGCUGGGUUUUGGAAAGCAACUGGGAGAGACAAGGCCGUUUACGAUAAGGCCAAGUUGAUCGGCAUGAGGAAGACCCUGGUUUUCUACCGAGGAAGGGCUCCGAAUGGUCAGAAGUCCGACUGGAUCAUGCAUGAGUAUCGGCUCGAAUCCGAUGAGAAUGGACCUCCUCAGGAAGAAGGAUGGGUGGUUUGUCGAGCGUUCAAGAAACGGACCACCGGGAUGACCAAGAGUGCCCUCGACGGCUGGGACACAAGCUACUUCUACGACGAGCAAAGCGGUGCGAGCUCGGUCAUUGACCCCGUCGAAUGCAUCUCGAGGCCGGUCCUCGGCUACAUGCCCAACUCGAGCUUCGUGUGCAAGCAAGAGAGAGAAGUGGCGGAGAACCUGAAGCUCUUCAAUCCGGACGACGGCUACUUCCUACAGCUUCCUCAGCUAGAAAGCCCGUCCCUUCCCUUCGUGAAGAGGCCGAUGAGCUCUGUCUCGCUAAUGUCGGAGAUCAACAACAACGACCGCAACAGUAACAAUAAUGAGCGCUUAGAGGAACACAACGACGAUGAUUCCAAUAGGAGAGUGACCGAUUGGAGGGCCCUUGACAAGUUCGUCGCUUCUCAGUUGAGUCAAGAGGAGAGGUACGAGGGUGACGGAAUAACGGCGAGCUUCGACCAGCACGACAGCUCGGACAUGGCUUUGAUGUUGCUGGAGAGUGCUCGAGGAUGCGAAGCGACCAAGCCGAACAGUUUCUUGACUUCCGGCGCCGAAUGCGACGCGGGAAUAUGUUUAUUUGAGAAACUAUGAAUCUGUAAGGAAGAGAAAAGUCUUUAUAUAUGAUAAGAGCAUAUAUGAACCUCUGACGUUGAAUGAUGAAGAGUGGAUAUUAUUUCUGUUGAACAAAAUGGGUUGUGAAAGUUUGUAACUCGC
Molecule: messenger RNA, 1858 nt
Organism: Rhodamnia argentea
Lineage: Eukaryota; Viridiplantae; Streptophyta; Magnoliopsida; Myrtales; Myrtaceae
Product: NAC domain-containing protein 37-like
Exons: 4
Coding region: 677-1735 (352 amino acids)
Biological process (GO): regulation of DNA-templated transcription
Molecular function (GO): DNA binding
Source: RefSeq, a predicted model, not a curated record